This is a messenger RNA of Sycon ciliatum, 3016 nucleotides long. Its product is annotated as far upstream element-binding protein 1-like. Gene Ontology annotation, molecular function: mRNA binding. Bases 100 to 2637 code for a protein of 845 amino acids. Lineage: Eukaryota; Metazoa; Porifera; Calcarea; Leucosolenida; Sycettidae. The transcript has a single exon. Gene Ontology annotation, biological process: regulation of gene expression. Gene Ontology annotation, cellular component: cytoplasm; nucleus. The record is from RefSeq and is a predicted model, not a curated record.
AGUCUGCCGUGAGUUGCUAGCUGUAGGCUGUAGCAGAGUUUUGUUGGUUCUUCGAGCUCUAUCUAUGCGAUUCGAAGAAUGCUGUAGAUGCAAUGAAAAAUGGAUGUUGGUCACGCAUCCAGUGUAAAGCGUCCGCACGAUACUAUUCAUGACGGAUAUGAGCAUCCUGCCAAAAAGGUUGCUGGUCAUAAUGGAGAUUCAUCGACUGACUUUGUGACAAUUCCUCAGCGCCUUGUAAGCUCAGUAAUAGGGCGAAAUGGUGAAUUGCUGGCAAAAUUUGAAGCAGAGAGUGGUGCUUCCAUAUCCUGUCAGAAUCCGCCCUCGAACUCAACAGGGGAAGCUGACGGACAUAUCAAAAUAUCCGGAUCAUCUGCUCAGGUGAUACGAGCGAAGCAGCUGAUUACGAAAUUCAUUGGUGUACGUGCUGGUGGAGGUACCAGUGAAGCUGGAAUUGCUGGUGCUUUCCCGAAAGCAGUUCCAGGCGUUGGUUUGAUUCGGCCUAACAUAGUUGCUGGUUUAUUGGCUAAUGUUGGACUUGCUGGAAGGGGUCUGCAGAUGCUAGGGGUUCCAGCUGGAUUGGCUGGUCUUCAAGUUGCCCUAUCUGCUGCAAGAAAUUUGCCAGGUGCCCAAGGUGGUGAAGGUGGACAGCACCCGGGCCCUGGAUUUGCACAAGGGCAGGGCUUUAACCCAGCUGCAGCAGCGGGUGCGCCAUUGCCACCACUUCCGCCUGGUCAUGAUCGUUUUGAGAUGAUGGUGACAAAAAGCAGUGCUGGUCUGGUUAUUGGCAAGGGAGGUGACACAAUCAAGCGCCUUCAGGCGGAAACUGGAUGUCGUAUUCAACUUAUACAGGAUGGUGUGUAUGCCAAUGCAACGGAAAAGCCUCUUCGCCUCGAAGGUCCGAGAGAUGCAGUCCAACUGGCUCGUGCCAAGAUAUCCGAGAUCAUCUCCAAUGAUUCUCAGAAUAUUUCAGCAAUCAAUCCAGCAAAUAAGCUAGAAAUGCUAGUUCCCAGAGAGAGUGUUGGCUCAAUUAUUGGGAAAGGCGGUGAAACGAUAAAGCGGAUACAGGCCGAGACGGGUGUUAACAUUCAGUUUAAGCCUGAUGGAGAUGGGGAACUGCCGCCUCAGAGAGUUGCCAUUCUGAACGGCAUGCCAGAUUCUUUACCCAAGGCCAAGGCAAUGGUUGAAUCUAUUGUUGGUGAGCACGGUGGCUAUGAUGGCUCGGCAGCCACUGUGUCUGUUAGUGUUUCUGUGCCUCCUAAACAUACUGGUUUGAUCAUCGGCCGUGGUGGUGAGACUAUACGUCAGAUGCAGACUGAAUCCGGUGCGCAUAUCGAGCUAAUUCGUGAUGCAGUACAGGCGUCCGGUGACAAGGUUUUCUUAGUGCGUGGAACAGCAGAGCAGUGCAAAGCAGCAGAGGGAAUGAUUCGAAGUAAAUUUGAGCAAACAGCGUCUUCCAGUGGCAGCCACCACACAGCUGCACCCGAGGCAGCUCCCACUGCCACAGAUGACUCGACAGCUUCAUCUAUCCUUGCAAAUCUCAACACAGAGUCGCUUGUGAAAUAUAUCCAAACUGGCAAGUAUGAAGCACCAUCUCAGGCUACUCCCUCCGGGCAGAGUGAGGAGCAGCAGCUUGCACAGCUCCAGGCUGCAGGUCAGAUGUGGGCCAUGCAGAAUACGGCUGGCCAACAGCAGGAUGGAGCUGCUGCUGCUGCUGAUCCAAAUGCUGCUGCUUGGGCACAGUACUAUCAGCAGUACGCUCAACAGUAUCCACAGCAGUACGCUCAACAAUAUCCCCAACAGUAUGCGCAGCAGUAUGCUGCACCUGCAGCUUAUCCUGCUAACAUGCAACAGACACAACAGCCCAUGGCUCAGGGGCAAUAUCAGGCAGUCCCAUACAUGGGUCAAUAUGCACCGGCUGCUGUAACUCAAUAUCAGCCUGUUUCUGCUGCUUAUCCUGUGCCUAGUGCUCCUGCUGCUUCUGCACAACCUGCCAAUAUGCUCCAGCAGCAACAACAGCAGCAGCAGCAGCAGCAGCAAACACAGCCACAGCAGCAACCGCAGCCACAGCAACAACAGCCUGGUGUCAUGCCCACUGGCAUGGCUGGAUCAAUGCCUCCUGCUGGCCAAGCGCAUGCACCCGCUGCUGGCCAAUUUGCUACACAGUAUCAGUCAGCUGGGCCUGGCCAGCAGCAACCUGCUCCAGGGCAGCAACAACCUCCACCAGGACCUCCACAGCAACAGGCACCUUAUGGUGUGCCUUCGCAGCAGCAACCGCCACAAAACUAUCAUCAGCAAGCGCCGCCACAAGGCCCUGGCUCCUACUCGUCUGCACCUGCCGCAUACAAUGAUAACUCGUCAAAUCCACAAUACGUUGGUAGUGCUCCACCGCCAAUGGACAAUCAGCAGCAGCACCACCACCAGCCACCACACCAACCGCAGCAGCAGCAGCAACCACCUCCACGUAACUAUCGGCCACCUCUGCUCAGCCAGCCGCCUUCAGGACCAUACCAGCCUGGUGGUAAUCCGCAUCAUCCACCUGGACAACAUCACGUGCCUGCUCCAAGUGAUGACAAUGGCACAUACGCUCCUUCUUCGGACCAAUCUCGUUGGUCUGCGCAGCCUGCUUAUUAUGGCUAAGCGACUUGAACUGACUUACUGUUGUGUUCCACCUUGACUUACUAUGUUUUGGACACUGUCUUGUAUGCAACUGCUAUUGUAUUCCUGCUGUCGAUUUCCCGUGCUGUUCCACUUUAGACCACCAGAGCUGUUUGUUUUCCUUCUUUUUUUUAAAUUUGUUUUGGGUCGUGUCUUGUCCUUUUGCUUUAGUACAAUGUCGUGUACCAGUUGAAGCUGCAUCGUAUGGCAUGUCUUACCCUUUUGCUCUUUUUUUUACAAAGGGCUCUACCUUUCUGCUAUGCAUGAUGCUGAAGGCUCUGCUGCAUUGUACGAUGGCCGGUUUGUAGUAGAAAAGAGGUUUAGCAUCUUAAAUUCGCAUUCGAUACGAGUUCACAUAGUA